UGAUUACCAAUCCAUUAACAGUGGAAUAGGAGAGUAAUGGGUGGAUCACCAACAUUAGUUCUUUGUGCCAGCUUAGCCUUUUACUACUACGUUUCCCUCCUGGGCUUUGUUGAGAUUGUUCGAGCUCGAAAUGGUACCACCCCUGCUUCCGAAGUGAGUGCUUUGAACUCCGUCUUCAGCCAAUGGAAUAUUUCGGCAGAUUUAACUCAAUGGAACAUCAGCGGAGAACCAUGCAGUGGAGCAGCUGUCGACUUGACGAGCAUCGAGACCACGAAUGGAGAUUACAAUCCCGGUAUCAAAUGCCAAUGCGAUGGUACUACUUGCCACAUCACCGACCUCAAAGUCUAUGCGCUAAGUAUUGUUGGAGGAAUCCCUGAUGAGCUAUGGUCGUUGACUUACCUCACCUAUCUGAACUUGGCCCAAAAUUACCUGACUGGUCCCCUGUCUUCAUCCAUUGCCAAUCUAACUCAAAUGCGGUAUCUGAGCCUAGGGAUUAAUGCACUAUCUGGGGAGAUUCCGAAGACACUUGGAAAUCUCACGAAUCUGAUAGUAUUGAGCUUUAGUUCAAAUAGCUUCUCUGGUCCUCUACCAUCAGAACUUGGGAAUUUGUCAAAAUUGCGGCUUCUCUACUUUGAUAGUUCUGGAGUCAGUGGAGCUAUACCAUCGACAUAUGCUGCUCUACAAAACCUGCAAGCUUUGUGGGGUUCGGACAACGAACUCACAGGCAGCAUACCUGAAUUCAUAGGGAACUGGUCACAACUUGUCGACCUGAGGUUUCAAGGAAACUCCUUUGAAGGUCCAAUACCACAAUCAUUCUCCAACUUGACCAAGUUGGUGUCAUUGAUUAUAAGUGAUUUAUCAAGUGGAAGCACUUCACUAGAAUUUCUGAAAGAUAUGACGUCUCUGAAUACCUUAAUAUUGAGGAAUAACAAAAUUUCUGGUUCUAUCCCCUCCAAUAUUGGUGAUUAUCAGAGUUUAUCUCUGCUAGAUUUGGCCUUUAACAAUUUAACUGGACAGAUUCCAGAUUCUCUCUUCAAUUUGAGUUCCCUCUCUUACUUGUUUCUUGGGAAUAAUACAUUGAAUGGAAAGCUUCCCGCGCUAAAGAGUGCGUCUCUUGUGAAUAUAGAUGUGUCAUACAAUGAAUUAUCUGGGAGCUUUCCUUCUUGGAUUAACGAACAAGGCUUGCAACUUAACUUAGUUGCCAAUAACUUCACAAUUGAGAGUGCAAACAACAGUGUUUUGCCUUCUGGAUUGAGCUGUCUUCAAAGCAACUUUCCCUGCUUUCGCAAUUCUCCUAUUUAUUUCAACUUUUCGAUUAAGUGUGGUGGUCCACAGAUUACAACUAUUAAUCAGAUUGUAUAUGAGAGGGAUAACGAGACUCUAGGUCCGGCUACCUAUUAUGUGACUAGUACAAAGAGGUGGGCAGUAAGUAAUGUUGGACGCUUCAUCAAUAACAACAUUUUGAAUUAUUUGGAUCUCUCUACGGAAAAUUUCACAUCUACUUUGGACGAAGUGCAAUCGAAGCUGUUCCAGACAGCACGAAUAUCGGCUGGAUCACUAAGAUAUUAUGGGCUGGGGCUUGAGAAUGGUAAUUACACCGUGACUCUCCAGUUUGCAGAGUUAGAAAUUGCGAAUCCCACAUCAUGGGAAAGUCUUGGAAGGCGUGUUUUUGAUAUUUACAUCCAGGGGAAUCUGGUUUGGAAAGAUUUUGACAUAAAAAAGGAGGCCGAUGGUUUCUCUUACCAAGCUGUUGAGAAGGAUUUCACGGCUGCUGUAUCAGAAAACUACCUUGAAAUCCAUCUAUUUUGGGCUGGUAAAGGGACUUGCUGUAUACCUGAUCAAGGUAUAUACGGGCCUUCUAUUUCAGCAAUCAGUGCCCUUCCAGAGUUCACCCCCACUAUUAGUAACAACCCUCCAACAAGCAACCCUCCAACCAGCAACCCGCCAACCAGCAACCCCCCAACCAGCAAACAGAGCAAGACCGGUUUGAUUGUGGGGAUUGUUGUUCCCGUUGGAGUUGUAAGCUUUCUUUCAGUACUUGCGCUAUGUUGUUUCGUCAAACGCAGAAAAAGGCCAGGAUGGGACGAUGAUGAAGAGCUCCAAGGGAUGGAUGCUAGGCCCUACACUUUCAGUUAUGCUGAACUAAAGGCUGCAACAGAAGAUUUUAAUCCUGCAAACAAACUUGGGGAGGGAGGCUUUGGACCGGUUUUUAAGGGAACACUAAAUGAUGGGAGGGUUAUUGCUGCCAAACAACUUUCCGUGGCGUCCCACCAUGGAAAGAGUCAAUUUGUUGCAGAGAUCGCUACAAUAUCUGCUGUUCAACACCGGAAUCUUGUGAAAUUGUAUGGAUGCUGUAUUGAGGGGGAUAAACGACUUCUUGUUUAUGAGUAUCUUGAAAACAAAAGUCUUGAUCAGGCAUUGUUUGCAGGGAAGACAAGCUUGUAUCUUAACUGGCCCGCUCGUUUUGGUAUAUGCUUGGGAGUAGCAAGGGGUCUAGCUUAUCUUCACGAGGAAUCUCGGCUACGCAUUGUACACAGGGAUGUUAAGGCCAGCAAUAUUCUUCUCGACUUUGACAUCAACCCCAAAAUUUCUGAUUUUGGUUUAGCCAAACUUUAUGAUGACAAAAAGACCCACAUCAGUACUCGUGUUGCAGGGACAAUUGGGUAUCUUGCACCUGAGUAUGCUAUGCGUGGGCACCUUACAGAAAAGGCCGAUGUGUAUGGCUUUGGUGUUGUAGCUUUGGAGAUGGUGAGUGGAAGGCCAAAUUGUGACUCUAGCUUGGAAGAAGAAAAGAUCUAUCUUCUCGAAUGGGCAUGGCGUCUGCAUGAAAAUGACCAUGACAUUGAGCUAGUGGAUGCUAAUUUGUUGGAAUUUGAUGUGGAAGAAGUAAAACGAGUGAUGGGAGUUGCUCUUUUGUGCACCCACACAUCCCCACAGCUACGCCCAUCAAUGUCGCGUGUAGUGGCAAUGCUUUUAGGAGACGCCGAAGUUAGCCCUGUUACUACGCGGCCUGAAUAUUUGACCGACUGGGAAUUCGACAAGACAACCACUUUUAUGACUGCUGAUACUCAAGUGAAAUAUAGCCAAUUCAGUUCAUCAAGUGCAACCAUGGGGGUUGAUCCAAGCCAUUCACCGAUUAAUGCACCUCAUCAAGUGGAAGGGUCAUCGGAGAAUGCAGUUUGUUAGUUUUUCAAGAAAGAAGCAGUGAUUAGU
Molecule: messenger RNA, 3213 nt
Organism: Rhododendron vialii
Lineage: Eukaryota; Viridiplantae; Streptophyta; Magnoliopsida; Ericales; Ericaceae
Product: probable LRR receptor-like serine/threonine-protein kinase At1g56140
Exons: 24
Coding region: 37-3186 (1049 amino acids)
Biological process (GO): protein phosphorylation
Molecular function (GO): ATP binding; protein kinase activity; protein binding
Source: RefSeq, a predicted model, not a curated record